Candidula unifasciata is the source of this 615-nucleotide messenger RNA. NCBI's taxonomy places the organism in Eukaryota, Metazoa, Mollusca, Gastropoda, Stylommatophora, Geomitridae. The record is from the annotation of a GenBank genome assembly.
AUGCCAGAAUGUUCUGUCUACAACAUUGUCCAGGAAUGUAUGCCAGAAUGUUCUGUCUACAACAUUGUCCAGGAAUGUAUGCCAGAAUGUUCUGUCUACAACAUUAUCCAGGAAGGUAUACCGGAAUGUUCUGUCUACAACAUUGUCCAGGAAGGUAUACCAGAAUGUUCUGUCUACAACAUUGUCCAGGAAUGUAUGCCAGAAUGUUCUGUCUACAACAUUGUCCAGGAAUGUAUGCCAGAAUGUUCUGUCUACAACAUUGUCCAGGAAUGUAUGCCAGAAUUUUCUGUUCAUCACAUUGUCCAGGAAUGUAUGCCAGAAUGUUCUGUCUACAACAUUGUCCAGGAAUGUAUGCCAGAAUGUUCUGUCUACAACAUUGUCCAGGAAUGUAUGCCAGAAUGUUCUGUCUACAACAUUGUCCAGGAAUGUAUGCCAGAAUGUUCUGUCUACAACAUUGUCCAGGAAUGUAUGCCAGAAUGUUCUGUCUACAACAUUGUCCAGGAAUGUAUGCCAGAAUUUUCUGUUCAUCACAUUGUCCAGGAAGGUAUGCCAGAAUUUUCUGUUACUACAUUGUCCAGAAAGGUCUGUAACAAAAUACAUUCUUUUUUGGUCUGA